AUGUAUAUUCAUAAAAAAGAAAAUAUGAAUCUGCAUAUGAACAACCAUUUUAGUGGUUUAAAUAAUCAUAUAUAUAAUACACAUUUUAAUAGUAAUCAAAAUUAUUUUCAAAACAAUCGAUAUAAUUGUGAUAUAUACGACACUUUUUAUAAAGACGAGGUGAACAAUUUUAACGAGCCCAUCUCGUAUGGAUAUGAUCAAUGCAUCUACAAAAAUAAACCAUAUGCUAAGUUUAAUAAUAAAACAUGUGCGUUAAUAAGUAUGGGGCAAAAAGGUAGCAAACCCGAAAAAAAAGAACUAUAUAAUGUUAAUAAUGAUGCAUAUAAUAAUAUAUACAGCAAUUUGUCAUAUAAUAGUGCAAAUGAAUUUAAGAGAAAAACCUUUAAUUUAAAUAACAUUAAAAUUUUAGAUGAAGAAGAAGAUAAUUAUAGUAGCAACAUAAAUAAUGUAGCCAAUGGAAAACACACCGAUGGGUUAUCCAAUAAUAACCCAUAUAAUUACAAUCAGCAAAAUAACACAAAUAAUUUUCGUAAUUAUAAAAAUGAUAAUACAAAGGAUACAGCAUAUAACUAUACAAAAUUUAAUAGAGAUUAUGAUGGAAAUAUUAGUGAUGGUAAAUAUAAAAAUAGUGAUAAAUAUAGUACCAAUUAUAAUGAUAAUAAUUAUAUGAAUGAUCGUCGAGCUAAUAGUUCCAAUUUGAAUGUUAGAACAUUUCCUAUACCUAAUCAAGAUUUAGGUAACGGUGAUAAUCAAAACAAUUUUAAUAAAAUUGAUAAAAAUAAUUUCCAAUUUAUGUAUAAUAACUAUAAAAAUAAUGAUGGGAAUCUCUAUUAUGACAACAAAUUUAAAAAUUAUAAUUAUAACAUAGCAUCAGCACCCACUGCAGACAGUGUUAAUAAUAUGUUAGAUGGAAAUUUAAAUACAAAUCGAACAUAUAGUGAUUACAUACGAAAUAAUGAAAAACAAUCUGAAAAAAAAUUUAGCAACUUUAACAGUGACAAUUGCCCAUUUGAUAAAGUAGGGACAAAUAAUGACGAUAAAUAUAAAUAUCUUUAUGAUAAUCCGAAUAAUUCAAAAGUUAUGAAUCCAUACAAUAAUGAUAAUUAUUCUGAACGUUCUUCAUUUUAUUCAAAGAAUCCAAAUGGAAUGGCAAACAAAAAUCAUAUCCUCUAUCCCAAUCUGUUAUCUUUUAGAAACAAAGAAAAUGAUGAAAAUGAAAUAAAAAUGGAAAAAAAAAUUAAUUUAUUAAAAAAUAUUAUAGUUCAAAGUCCAACAAAAAAAUAUAAUUCAAGUUUAAAUGAUGAUAUGUAUGAUAGCUAUCCUAAAGAUAAUUUAUAUGCAAAUAUGAUUGGUGAGUAUACUUCGAAUAAUGGUAUAUUAGAUAAAAAGACAAAAUAUAUAAAUAAAGAAAAUUCAAAUUUUGAAGGAAAUCAUAAUACCAACCUUUGUGAUGAUUUAAAUUCAUUUGAAAAACUUAAUGAAACACCAAAUGUAUUUAAUAAAAAUAAAUUUACAAAUAAAAAUCAUUUUCGAAACGAUAAUUAUUUUCAUUAUAAAGAAAAUAAUGAAUUACAUGAUAAGUAUAACUUUGCUAAUAAUGGAGAUAGAGAUAUAAAAAGUUCUAAAGAUGAUGAACAAAAAUAUAAUCGUGAGAAUCCAAAAGGAAAAAGAAGUCAUUCUUUCGUUGAUUAUUAUAACAAUUUAAAACACAUGAACAUGCAUGAUAUUCCAUUUGAUUCAUCAAAUAAUUUAUAUGCUAAUAAAUACCCUAAUCUUGCACAAUAUUCUAAAAAUGGAUAUGAAAACAAACCAUAUAAUUGUUUGAGUGACAGCGUUUCAGAUACAACAAGAUUAGUAGACGGAGCAUAUCCAAAAGAUAAUAUAUCCUCACUUUAUAAUGGUACAAAUAAAAAUGAUGAUAUUAUUGAUAAAUUAUAUUAUAAUGAUGGAAAUAAUUAUAACGGGUUCAAUAAUCUUUUCAAAAAUAAUGAGAGACGAAAUACAGAAUCAUCUCGAAUUGGCACAAAAUUAAAUCUUCAAAAUAAUGCAUAUGAAAAUAAAUAUGACACUAAAUAUAGUGAUGCAAAAGAAAAUUUUAAGUUUAAUACUAACCCAUCUGAAAUUAAUAGUAAACCCUUAGAUAAUUACGACCUUUAUAAACCGAAUAAUCUUAUGCAUAAUCAUCAAAAUAAUAUUAACAAUUUUCGAAAUCAAAUAUAUAGCAAAAAUGAUACGGGCACAUUUCCUAUCAAUAUGAAUAUAAAUCCUAGAUCUAUACCUGGAGAAGCUAUUCCAAAUUUGGAAAAAAAUUCACCAGCUACUUUUAAUAAUAAUGCACACUACUCCAAUUUGAUAAUAAACAAUCGUAAUUAUGGAACUAACGAAACUGCUUUGUCUUUAAAUUCUUAUGAACAAAAAAAUAAUUUGAAUUCAAAUAUUAUAUCAAAUUUUGAAGAUAAUAAGAUUGUAAAAAAAGAUAAUUAUAAUAGCAAAAUUAAAAGUAAUGAUUUAUUUUACACAAAUUUAAGAAAAAAAUAUGGUCUUCUUGAUAAUCAUAAAUAUAAAACACCAAAUAAUAAUUAUGAUUGUAAUAUUGCAAGUACUGCUAGUAGUAUUUCAAGUAUUACAAAUAAUAAAGAAGAUAAAUUAGGAUCUAUAUUUAUUAAAAAAAAAAACGAUACUCAAAAUUUUAUAUCGAAUAAUCCUACUUUAGGGACAGAAAAUAAUAUGUACAACUUUUCAAACCAUAACCAACAAAAUGAAAACAUAAUUCAUACUACAAAUAUGAACCAUCCAAAUAGUUAUACAAAUGAUAAUAUAUAUAAUGAUAUUAUCACACGAAAUAGGCAAUAUAAUCAAGCUCAAAGUUUACCAGACACUAACUAUAAUAUAUUUUCUAACAAAAUUAAUAAAAUUGACCAACCUUUAUUUCGAAGAAAUGAACAUAAUUUAUUUAGUCAUAAGUCUGCAAGUAUCAAUACAGACACUACUACCUCUUUUCAAAGAACUAAUUAUUAUGAUGAGGAUAAAAAAAAUACAAAUAUGUAUAAUAAUAUUAUUAAAAAAAUUGCAAGCGAUACAGAUAGUAAUAAAAAUGGGAUAUAUGAUACGGGUUCUAUAAAAACAUUACCCUCUUGUUUAGAUUCAAGAGUAGAUUCAAAUUUACGAGAGGAAAAUAUUUUUAAUAAAAAUUUUACAAACACGGAUACUUUAAAUAUUGGAGGAAAUAAUAUUAAUCUUUUUCAUAACAUGAACAAAAAAAAUAUUCAUACAAAAGGAAGCAAUACAUACAACUUAAAUUUAAAUAAACAAUUACCACCAUUGCCUUUUAAAAGUUUUACAAAAAAUAAUGCCCUAAAUAAUGAACUUUAUGGAAAUAAUAAUGAACAAAAUUUAAUUAAUGAUAAUAUGGGAACACGAUUUGGACAACGAAACAUUUUGGGUAUGAACAAGUCAGAAGAAAUGAACACAAAUCUAGCCACCUUUAAUAAUAUAUCAAAUAAACCCCUUUUUAAUAAUUACAACUUUGAAAAUACAAAAAUGAAUACAGAUGAUGUAAUGAAAAAUAAAUUAAAAAUAAAUAUUGAAACAAAUAUUGAAACAAAUAAUAUUUUUGAUAAUAAUUAUAUGUUUACAAAAGGCGAUCAAAACAAAGAUUUUAUUCAUGAUAAAGAAAUAGGACAAAAUGAUUCAGACAAUAUUCUGAACAAGUCAUAUAUUAUGCACAAAGAUAAAUAUAAUAUAAAUCAACAAAAAAAUAAUUAUUUAUACAAAAAGUAUGAACCAAAAGAUAAUAAUUUUAUAUCCUCCUACAAAUAUAACACUAAUUAUGAUUAUCAUAAAGACAUACUAAAAAGUGAUAAAAAUUCUGACCAAACUAGCUAUAUAAAUUAUAAUCAAAAAUUAGCUAACAAUUUUCUGAACAGCAAUGUAAAAAGUGAAUAUAAUAAUAUUAUAGAUAAAACAGAUAGCCAAUAUAAUUUGGGGAAAGAUAAAAAAAAUUAUUUAUCUUAUAAUAAAUAUGAAGACAAUAAUUCUAUAACAAAUAAGCCAUGGAAUUUUAACAAAAAUAAAGACACAUCUCUUGGAAAUAAUAUUUCACUUUUAUUAGAAAAAUUAAGUGAUUAUUCAGAAAAAAAUGAUAACCAAUAUAUAAAUAAUUAUGAAAAAAAUAUAUCUAACAAUAAUAACAAUUAUUUUGAUGAAAAUCGUGAUUCGAAUUCUUUGCAAGUUAAUACAAUAAAUUAUAAUGAUAAUAUAAAUAUAGACACAAAUAAUAUAGUUAUAGAAAAUAAUCAUUUAUGUUUUUUUGGGUUAUCUACUUUAUAUCGAUGCAAAUUAAAAGAUCAAAAUUCGUCAUAUAUUGUUAAUGUUGUUGAUUCAAUAUAUCUUAAUAGUCAAAAUGGUAAUGAUACAGUUGCAAAUAAUAUAUUAUUUCAUAAAAGACUUAGACAUAUAAAUAUUUUACCAUAUAAAGGUAAAGCAGCUGAUAAAAGUAAACUAUAUCUAUUUUUUGAAAAUAUACGGGGAAAUAUUUUAAAAGCAUAUACUGCUCCAAUUGAAGAAAACAUUAUUGCCUCAUACGCAUAUCAAAUUAUAGAUUUAUUGGAAUAUAUGCACACAAAUUUUGUCAUAUUUCAUGGCUUGUUCUCUAACAUAAUUUUACUUCAAAAAAAUACCAAGGAAGAGUUAGUGCAAAUUUUAAAUGAAAAAAAUAAAAAUAUUAAUAAAUAUUUUGACAUAUAUAAGCACGGAAUAAUAAAGGUCUUUAACUUUGAUUUUUCUAAUAUCGAUGCGAAUGAAAGCGAUUACGAAUUUGACUUUUAUUGCCUGGCAACCCUAAUCUAUGAAAUGUCCACAAAAUAUAAUACCUACUACUCCAACAAAAUCGAGGGAAUGUACGAGCAGAUACACAACACCAACUUCUUUUUUCCGCAUUUUGUUUCCUUUGAAUUAAAAAAUUUUUGUUAUGAACUAUGCUCAAAGAAACGGCAUUGUUUUAGCGACCUCAAAAAACACGCCUGGUUCCAAAAACAUUUUAAUUUUUAA
This is a messenger RNA of Plasmodium vinckei vinckei, 5049 nucleotides long. Its product is annotated as protein kinase, putative. Lineage: Eukaryota; Apicomplexa; Aconoidasida; Haemosporida; Plasmodiidae. Gene Ontology annotation, molecular function: ATP binding; protein kinase activity. The record is from RefSeq and is a predicted model, not a curated record. The transcript has 5 exons. Gene Ontology annotation, biological process: protein phosphorylation. The coding region runs from base 1 to 5049 and encodes 1682 amino acids.